AACUACAACCUUCAAGUAUCGUAUCCAAAACCCUCAGAAAUCCCAUGGUGCAAGGACCUCUGUAACACGGUGCACCUCAUUGGCAAUGUCGGCGCCCCCAUUGAAAUCAAGCACUUGCCUUCCGGUAAUGUCGUCGCCUGGACCCGACUUGCCGUAAAAAAAUCCCCUACCGACACCACAUGGAUUAAUUUGACAUUCUGGGAUGAGCUGGCGAAUACUGCGUAUCAGCAUGUCGAGAAAGGGCAACAGAUAUAUGUUUGUGGUCGUCUGGUUUUGGAUACGGUUGAAAGUGACGAUGGCAAACAGCAGACUUAUGGCAAGAUAGUUGUCCAACAAAUAAAUUUUGUCCAAAGGAACUCCUCCUCAGCGGCUUCAUAUGAUCGUGGCUUUAGUGGGAUGUCAAAUAGGAAAUUUGGUAACAAUUGUGCGAAUAAUAUGGGCUCUACUGUGGAACUAUGGCAAGCUUUUUUCGCCAAUCCUACAGAAUGGUGGGAUAAUCGGAAGAACAAGAGGAGCCCAAAAUCUCCAGAUUUUAAGCACAAGGAUACCGGGGAAGCUCUGUGGGUUGAAGGUAGGAAUAAUCCACGCUGGGUGAAGUCCCAAUUGGCAAUACUAGAUUCUAGAAUAAGCUCUCUUCAAGAUGAGGAUGAAAGGAUGCAUGCUUCCAUGGCUGGUGAUGAUCUCAUGCCUUUCUAAUGGUUUAUACAACUGUAUUUAUGAUGUUGCUAUAAGAUGAUUAACCUUGACAUGGUGCUCACACUUUGCAUGAGGAAGUUUUUGUCCUUUCAGAUGUAUAUUCUGUUUGUAAAAUAUUGCAUCUUGUGCAAAAUCUAGUUUUAUCUGCUCUUAUAUGACUUUUUCAAUUUCUGAAAUAUUAUUAAUUAUGUUUCUUAGUGGGAUAGAUUUGUCCAUUGGUAGCCUUCCAUGAAGAAAUUGAUGAUUCACUAUUAUUCUGAUAAUGCGGCAAGCAUGUUAUGCAUGAGCACUGGCUAAAUGAUACUAUCUAAAUUGAAGAGCAGAAAUAAUAACUUAAUAAAGUUCUUUUUUCCUGCAUUCUUUCCUCCUCUCAAGGUACCUGGACUGGAUGAUAGAUAUUGAAACUCUACCACAUUCUACUGGCUUUAUUUUGUCCAUUGGAUCCCAAGUGUGAUCCACAAUCUAAAUCUGUAUUCUUUCGAUCAAUUUAUGCGUAAUAUGGCUUUUAAAUUUAAUUGAAUUGCAUCCCCCUUAUGUUUUUAGCCACCAGUUUAAACUUAUUCUUGUAUUGUGAUCUUUGAAAAUUUUUAUGCAAAUAACAGAACUUCAAUCUCAGUUUUAGCAACGUUUUUUUUUGGUCCACGCCGUUCUGAAUUCUAGACAUAUUUUCUUCUUUUGACUAAUCAAGGGAUUGAUUUUUCUUUAUUUUUUUCUUCUUUGGGUAAAAUAAGGGAUUGCCUUUCUUUCUUUCUUUCUUUCUUUCCUUUCCUCCUCUAACCCUCACGACUUCCUUCAGCUGCUGUAGAAUAUUGCUUAGUUAACUGUUCUGAAAGUCUACGAUGAUGAAUCAAGCAGGAGGAGUAGACAACUUUAAGAAUACGUGGUUAUUCAUAAGGAAUCCUAUUGACCAAGCGUUUCUCUCCGAUAACCAAAAUUUUGUUAUCAGGAAAGAAACUGUUGCACAUGUGAGAAAUUAAGGGUUUCUUUUUAUUCCAUCAAAAAAUUUUAACCAAUUUUUCAAAUGAAACAGAACCAUUUAGGAGUUAUAAAUAUUCAACGUCGAAAACCUGGAAACAGGUUGAAUUGGAGACGAACAUAGAUUUGAUAUCGUUUCCAUGAAAUCGUAUUUGGAAAUAUCAGCUCACCCACAAUUAUAAGGAGAC
This is a messenger RNA of Durio zibethinus, 1859 nucleotides long. Lineage: Eukaryota; Viridiplantae; Streptophyta; Magnoliopsida; Malvales; Malvaceae. The record is from RefSeq and is a predicted model, not a curated record.